Triticum aestivum (bread wheat) is the source of this 2885-nucleotide messenger RNA. Its product is annotated as exocyst complex component EXO84B. The record is from RefSeq and is a predicted model, not a curated record. Bases 135 to 2474 code for a protein of 779 amino acids. The transcript has 7 exons. NCBI's taxonomy places the organism in Eukaryota, Viridiplantae, Streptophyta, Magnoliopsida, Poales, Poaceae. Gene Ontology annotation, cellular component: exocyst. Gene Ontology annotation, biological process: exocytosis; intracellular protein localization; Golgi to plasma membrane transport.
UGGAUGCUAUAAGAAAUACCCCAGCCCUCACCCCAAAAAACGACGACAGCCAGGACGCGGCGAUCUUGGAGAAGGCGUCCCUUCCCCGCCUCAAAUCCGCCACCGCCCUACCGUCGGAGGCUUCUGGAUCUCGGAUGGCGUCGGCGAAGUCGUCACGGUCGAGGCCGGCCGGCCACUCGGGGGUGUUCCCGGUGGGCGCGGCGGCGACGGGGGUUGGUGGUGGUGGAGGCGGCGGCGGCGACGGCGGGGUGCAGCUCGCCGACAAGCUCAAGAUCUUCAAGACCGACAACUUCGACCCCGACGCCUACGUGCAGUCCAAGUGCCAGACCAUGAACGAGAAGGAAAUAAGACAUUUGUGCUCCUAUCUGCAAGAUCUAAAGAAGGCUUCAGCUGAAGAAAUGCGCAGAAGUGUUUAUGCAAAUUAUGCUGCAUUCAUCAGAACAUCGAAGGAGAUAUCCGACCUUGAAGGCGAGCUCUUGUCAAUUAGAAAUUUACUCAAUACACAGGCGGCUUUAAUCCAUGGUCUAUCUGAAGGAGUUCAGAUAGAUUCCCUGACUUCGGGUACUGAAGGUUCUACAGAAGAGGACAUAUCCAAUGUUGAAGGCCAGGAGCCUUCAGAAAUACAGAAAUGGUCUGCAGAUUUCCCUGACAUGCUUGAUGUUUUGCUAGCUGAGAGAAGAGUGGAUGAAGCGCUAGAUGCACUAGAUGAAGCGGAGCGAGUUGCUGCAGACCGGACACAAACUCUAACUACAGCUGAAAUUUCGGCUUUGAGAAGUGCCGUCUCUGAUAAUCGUCAAAAGCUGGCAGACCAGCUUGCUGAAGCUGCCUGUCAGUCUUCUACUCGUGGCAUUGAGCUCCGUGCUGCCGCUUCUGCUCUCAAAAGGCUUGGUGAUGGCCCUCGAGCUCACAGUCUAUUACUCAGUGCACAUAAUCAAAGGCUUCAAUGUAAUUUGCAAACAAUACAUCCGUCAAGCACCUCAUAUGGUGGGGCAUAUACUGCUGCACUUGCUCAGCAAGUUUUUUCAGUUGUAGCUCAGGCGCUCAGUGAUUCUGUGGAAGUUUUUGGCGAUGAGUCAUGUUAUGCAUCUGAGCUGGUUACAUGGGCUACACAGCAGGUUUUGUCCUUUGCACUCCUGGUAAAGAGGCAUGUGUUGUCUUCUUGUGCAGCCGCUGGAGGCUUGAGAGCAGCUGCAGAAUGUGUUCAAAUAUCAAUUGGCCAUUGUUCCUUGCUGGAAGCUCGUGGUCUAUCUGUUUCUGCUGUUCUCCUGAAGCAGUUCAAGCCCAGUCUUGAGCAAGCAUUAGAUGCUAACUUGAGGAGAAUCGAAGAGAGUACUGCUGCACUUGCUGCAGCAGAUAACUGGACACUCACUUAUCCCCCAAAUGGUAUUCACCCAUUAGCUAGAUCUUCUGUUGCUAAUUUGGCACUUCAACCAAAGCUCUCGAGCAGUGCACAUCGUUUCAAUUCUAUGGUUCAGGACUACUUUGAGGAUGUCACACCACUCCUUAGCUUGCAGUUAGGGGGUUCAACAAUGGAUGGGAUUGCAAAAAAUUUCAGCUUGUACAUCAAUCUGCUCAUAAGUGCAUUACCUGGAUCAAUGGAUGACGAAGCUAACAUAGAUGGUUUAGGCAAUAAGAUUAUUAGAAUGGCAGAGACUGAGGAACAGCAGUUGGCUUUAUUAGCCAAUGCAUCUUUACUUGCUGAGGAAUUGCUACCUAGAGCAGCUAUGAAGCUGUCAUCUAUAAACCAGUCCAGCAUGGAUGAUUUGCGUAAAAGAGGACCAGAUAAGCAAAACCGUGUGCCCGAGCUACGAGAAUGGAAAAGGAAAUUACAACGCAUGGUGGACAGGUUGAGAGAUAGUUUCUGCAGGCAGCAUGCUCUUGAACUAAUAUUUACAGAUGAAGGUGAUACCCAUCUCAGUGCAGAAAUGUAUAUUAGUAUGGAUAAUACUGUUGAAGAGCCAGAGUGGGUCCCAUCUCCAAUUUUCCAGGAACUGUAUGCAAAGCUAAAUAGGAUGGCAGGCGUUGCUGCAGAUAUGUUUGUUGGUAGAGAAAGAUUUGCUACUUUGCUAAUGAUGCGGCUCACUGAGACAGUUAUCCUUUGGCUCUCGGAGGAUCAGGCCUUCUGGGAAGAGAUCGAGCAGGGACCAAAGCCUUUGGGCCCCCUUGGUCUUCAGCAGUUCUACCUGGAUAUGCAAUUUGUCAUCAUCUUCGGACAAGGUCGAUUUUUGUCUAGACAUGUGCAUCAAGUCAUAUUGGAUAUCAUUGAUAGAGCAAUGGGUGCCUUUUCUGCUACCGGAAUGAAUCCUGAUAGUGUCCUUCCCGGCGAUGAUUGGUUCAUGGAUGUCGCUCAAGAGGUUGUCGGCAUGAUCAGUGGAAGGGGUAGGGCUGCCAAUGGGGACAGGGAGAUUAACAGCCCGACUGCCUCUGUUUCAGCACACUCUAUGUCAUCGUUCAGAUCCCAUGGCAGCUCUUAGUUUGCAGGCUUAGUCUUUUUGUAGGCAGGUCAUUGUAUAAUAAGUAAUAUACUACAUUCUCUCCUUUCAUAUUCCUCUGAUCUUAUUUUUUGGGUUUCUGUUUUCCUUCUUUGUUCUGCAUCUGCCGUGCUAGCAUAGAUUGAUAAUUGUUUGACCUAGGAAACAAAAUCCUUUGCAAUUGUUUCACAGCGCUGAGUCCUGCGAGCGUUGCGUCUUGCAUGACUAGUAUAUGACAUUGAGUUUUGUAUCACCGGAUCAUUCCUUCAUCAGGAUUUGUGUAGAGUGAACAAGUCAUGGGCGAGUCACCCUUGUCAUUUUUCUGACUGUAAAGCCAGAUGUCGAUCUCUUAAGCAAGUGCCACUUUAUCAUGAUUUGUGGGAUGAUGUGAAUGAGAUGAAACGUUAUAUCUUC